Fusarium oxysporum Fo47 is the source of this 1092-nucleotide messenger RNA. RefSeq lists its product as uncharacterized. The coding region runs from base 1 to 1092 and encodes 363 amino acids. Lineage: Eukaryota; Fungi; Ascomycota; Sordariomycetes; Hypocreales; Nectriaceae. The record is from RefSeq and is a predicted model, not a curated record. The transcript is spliced from 5 exons.
AUGUUCGACUACGUGUAUCUUGAACCGCUGCCAAUCGUGGAGGCACAUUUGAUCAUCAACUCAAUCCUAGUGGGGAUUGCGGUGAUGGUUGUUGGACUGCGCGUAUACUCCCGCAUUUUCUCGAACGCAAGACUCGGUUUGGACGAUGCCUUCAUCUUAGUUGCCGCGCCUCUUGGCGUGGGCAUGUUGAUCGUCCAAGGACUAUGGACACGAAUGGGUAUUGGAUACUCAAUCACAGAAGCUGCAGUUAAUAUUGGGCUUAUUCUUCGUCUUCUGGUCGCUUAUGAGCUCAUCUUCUCUAUGGCAACAUUUGUCAUCAAGUUGUCAGUGCUCAGCUUCUAUCUACGAAUCUUUGUUCAUUGCAACCUGCGGCUAUACGCAAAGCUCAGUAUGGGUUUUGUUUCUCUAUGGACACUCGGCAAUGUACUGCAGGUUUUCUUGAUCUGCCGUCCUUUUGCAGCCUCAUACGAUCCCACAGUCAAGGGCACCUGCGGUAAUCAAGUUAGCUCGUUCAUUGCCAUUGGCGCUUUCAAUGCCAUCACCGACGUGCUGAUCUUAAGUCUCCCGCUACCGGUCCUUUGGUCCCUCCAAGCUCGUACGAGUACUAAGGUUGGCUUGACCAUUAUCUUCUCGAUCGGUUUGCUGGUCUCCGUCGUCGCCAUCAUCCGCAUUAUCUCGCUAGCCUCAGUGGACGUAAAGGGCGACUUGACCGGAACCAUGGUCUGGGCAGCCUUCCUAUCGACCGUCGAGCCAAACCUGGCCAUCGUGUGUGUGAGCCUGCCAAUGCUAGCGCCUUUAUAUGCCCGGCUACGUGGGCGCCCUCUCCUCUCCACCAAACGUUCACGUGGUGUUCCUGACGGCAUUAGUAUUAGCGUCCUGACAAUCGGCCAGAUGGGGAAACGGAAGCGAUUCAGCCGGAUCGUGGACAUGGAUACUGGAGACACUUUUGCCCUACAGACGAUAUACGCACCAGACACUACAAUUCAUAACCAGGCUGUGGCUACUAGGGCUGAGGCAGAGAUGAGAUCGCGAGUAACGGUAGAAGAUGCUGUGAGCUUGAACGGAUCAACUAGAUCACAGACCUCCAGAUAA